Molecule: messenger RNA, 1872 nt
Organism: Syngnathus typhle (broad-nosed pipefish)
Lineage: Eukaryota; Metazoa; Chordata; Actinopteri; Syngnathiformes; Syngnathidae
Gene: snai2
Product: snail family zinc finger 2
Exons: 3
Coding region: 59-808 (249 amino acids)
Biological process (GO): regulation of DNA-templated transcription
Molecular function (GO): RNA polymerase II cis-regulatory region sequence-specific DNA binding; DNA-binding transcription factor activity, RNA polymerase II-specific
Source: RefSeq, a predicted model, not a curated record
ACUUUUUUUUUUUUUUUUUUACACGAGUGGGAGGAAGAAAAAAAAAAAGUUGUUGAAAAUGCCGCGCUCCUUUCUGGUCAAGAAGCACAUCAACUCCGUCAAGAAGCCCAACUACAGCGAGCUGGAGAGUCCAACAGUGCUCAUCAUGCCGCACUUGUACAAGGGCCAUCCGCUGCCCGUCAUCCCCCAGCCGGAGUUCCUGAGCCCGGCCGCGUACAGCCCCAUCACGGUGUGGACCACCAGCAGCCUUCCGCUCUCUCCGCUGUCCGGAUACCCUUCCUCGCUCUCCUCGUCGUCUUCCUCCAAAGACCACAGCGGCUCCGAAAGUCCCCGCAGCGACGACGAGGAGCCCGGCCCGCCGCAGGCAGACGCCGACAAGUUCCAGUGCGUCCAGUGCGCCAAGUCCUAUUCCACCUACUCGGGACUGGUCAAGCACAAGCAGCUGCACUGCGACGCGCUGCAGGCCCGCAAGUGCUUCACGUGUAAAUACUGCGAGAAGGAGUAUGUGAGCUUGGGAGCGCUCAAGAUGCACAUCAGGACUCACACGUUGCCGUGCGUGUGCAAAAUUUGCGGCAAAGCCUUUUCCAGGCCUUGGCUGUUGCAGGGACACAUCAGGACACAUACCGGCGAGAAGCCCUUCUCGUGUCCCCACUGCAAGAGGGCCUUCGCCGACCGCUCCAACCUCAGGGCUCACCUGCAGACACACUCGGAUGUGAAAAAGUACCAAUGCAAGAACUGCUCCAAAACCUUCUCACGGAUGUCGCUGCUGCACAAGCACGAGGAAUCCUCUUGCUGCGUAGCACACUGAACACACGGGAUCCUCUCUCCCACUAGCGCAAGACUUUUUUUUUUUUUUUUUUAAAGCAACAACUUUUGUUUGUUUUGAAACCAAAUUUCCAAACAAGCCCGGGAGAGUUGUCAGGGAUUAUUUUUAUUAUUUUAUUAUUUUUUUUAACCCGGACAAGUGGGUCCACUUCAACAUCUUUGCCAUCGCUUCCUACCUGUGCACUUUUUGCAUGUCCACAACAUCUCCUGUGCCUUCGCUUUGCUCGAACAUUUCAAGUCUAAAGGACACCACGGAAAUACCGAAGCCAUCGCGACUUAGGGAACGUGAAUUUUUGCACAAACAUUACAUUACAGAACUCACGUGGUGGAUCUUUUGUCCCUGCUUGUUAAAGUGCCUCAGUUUUUACUCCGCAAUAUGUCUUUUUGCUCUUUUUAUAUUUUUUUAUACUCCAUUGAAUGUAAGCGUGACUGCGAUGAUUGUAUAUUAAAACUGCAAUGCAGGUUUGUUUUCAUACUUUCGUGACACUUUGGGAAAUAAAACUCAUGGCAUAUUUUUUAUUUUUUUUUAAUUUGUAGAAACUGGCCGCAAUCUCACAUGUUUUUUGGGGGGGAUAUUUAGUCCGAGCGUGUUUCGAAAGGAAGACGGGGGAUGUGAGUCAGGUCCCAAAAUCAAACCUAAACUCGUUUCCCGGGGCCCAGCACACAUCAAACCGUGUUGAAAUGUCACACGUACGAGCGAUAUUGAUCGGCAGGGACUCGCGAGAACCUUUGAGGCCUCCUCCAGUCUGACUGUGUGCACUGUUUCCUUCCACCUGACUGCAGCCGGCCCAAAUGCAAACUCUUUUUCCCCAUAGGAAAUAACGUCAGGUGAACGAGUUGGUUGCGGGGUUAAACUGCCAAUUCCCCAAGAGCUAACUCGACGGCCAGCAUUUAAACACUCAUUGUCAUACAAGCGUUACUUUUUUUUUUUUCAUGUUUGAAUUCUUUCUAACUAUGCCUUUUGUCUCUCAGCAAGAAUUUCUAUUUUCAUUCCUUUGAUUGGGGGCUCAAACCUAAUCGCCUUCAUAAAAUAAAAAUUUGAUGUCA